This is a messenger RNA of Schizosaccharomyces japonicus yFS275, 234 nucleotides long. RefSeq lists its product as hypothetical. The transcript has a single exon. Lineage: Eukaryota; Fungi; Ascomycota; Schizosaccharomycetes; Schizosaccharomycetales; Schizosaccharomycetaceae. Bases 1 to 234 code for a protein of 77 amino acids. The record is from RefSeq and is a predicted model, not a curated record.
AUGUUGUGUUCUCAGUUGGACUGUGUGAAAUCCAGCAGCGGGUGGCCUUCAUCGCAGCUCUUGUUGCUGCAACAGCCGGGUUUUUUCCGUAAUGCUCAGCAUCUGCAAUUACCUAUCGCAGUGUAUGCCAGUAGCGUACCGACGGAACUGGCGGAAACAUCGGUCAAGACUCGCUAUGAAGAAAUCGCUAUCAUUUGCUCUAACCCAUUCAUCCCCAAGGCACUUUCCCUCUGA